Microtus ochrogaster (prairie vole) is the source of this 4691-nucleotide messenger RNA. RefSeq names its product leucine rich repeat containing 4C (gene Lrrc4c). Gene Ontology annotation, cellular component: plasma membrane; glutamatergic synapse; postsynaptic density membrane. The record is from RefSeq and is a predicted model, not a curated record. Gene Ontology annotation, molecular function: cell-cell adhesion mediator activity. Lineage: Eukaryota; Metazoa; Chordata; Mammalia; Rodentia; Cricetidae. Gene Ontology annotation, biological process: modulation of chemical synaptic transmission; synaptic membrane adhesion; regulation of axonogenesis.
AGAAAGGGAACGGGAAAGGGGCAAGAAAGAGGACCAGAGAAGGGGAAGAGACUGCAGUCUGGGUACGCUUUGGGGAGCCUGGACCCUAAGUAACAGGACUCGGCAUUGGUGGAGAGAAAAGUCUAGAUUGGCAGACGCUGCCAACCACUCAGGGAGCGCAUUCUUUUAUCUGGAGAGAGAGGAGAGGGAGAAGGCAGAGUUCAUGCCGAAGUGGAUGGAAGGGGAUCCGGGAUUCCGCGGCACAGGGAGUCGCGAGUCCGGACUAUGGCACUGAGACCGCGCGGAGCAGCUGCGCGCCCGAGGACGCGUCUCCUCGCGGGGGACCAGCGGGCGUCAGGAAAGACUGCGCACAGAGAAACCAACUUGUGGCUCCAGACCAUCCUCAACGCAGCUGGAAAUGAGAUCAAAGCUGCAGUUUCAUUCCAGAAGGAUGAGAGGAGCCAGUGAUUAGGGAUUUUUUUUUAACCCUCUUCGUUCCCGUUUCGUCGUUUUCUCUUACCUCCCCCUUUUUUCUUUUGCUUUUAAAUAUAUGUUUGUUUGUUUGUUUUCUUUUUUAAAUUUACCUAACACUACGUCAGUCCCGUCACAUUGCUUUUCCCGUACGAAAUAAAAGCCCAGUCUGAACUUCGAGCGCCCGGGAGACUCGAGAUCUGCGACCAGCUGAUGGAGAAGGGGACACCCGUGCUGGCCGCUGGCGAGGGACCGCAUCACGCGUCUCUCUGGUGAUUCCUGCCCUGAUCGCCGAGUUCAGCAAUACCUGGAGGACCUGGACCCUGUACUGCGGGUGGGGGAGGGGACUCAGUGAAAGCCACCCUGAGCCUUAAGAAAAAGUAGCUGACCGGGGGCGGAACGGGGUUUGUUCUUGACAGCUGACGGAGCCUUGAAAUUUUCCUCCUCUACCUCCGCCCCCUCCCUCGCCCCCGCCCCCCGCACUCCAUUUAACGUGAGAUUAUGAAAUCGCAGAGGCGGUGGAGGGAAGGCGACAGGAUCUAACAGGGAGUUUGGAGGGGCGAGGGGGAAGGUGGCUGGCUGGGUGGCUGAAAUCAAAAAUCCAAUUGCGCACUGGGUUGUGAUGAGAAAUCUAAUCAGAUCUUCGACGAAAGGGCCGGCCAGAAGGGUAGCCGGUGGGGGCAGUUGAUUCCCAAAUUAUCCGAAGGGAGAGCUGGGGACUGGAAUCAAGGAUGUAAAGAAAGACUUUUUUGUUCCUUUUUUUUCUUUCUUUUCUUUUUUUCUUUUUCUUUUUUACCUCCCCGGAUGAGGUGGCUGUUGGGUGCCUUGCUAAAAUGAAGAAUGCGGGACGCAGCUCUCUCUUGGAGCAGAACGCAGAGGAUAAACUGAUUGUGCCAGAAAGAAGAAAGAAUGAAGCUAUUUCUUGUGAGACCUGGAUUGUAACAUAAAUGUGUAUAUGGCCACACGGGGAGCAUUGAGGGAAAAAAAUGAAAUAAGCUGAUGUCAGACCUGCGGGGUUUAUUGUGUUCUGACAUAAAUAAAUAAUCAUAAAAUAGCUGUCCCCCUCCCCCAAGGAUGUUUGGAAAUGGAGAACUGAGGAUACACAAAGAAAAAGUGUGUUCAUUUUUUUUUUUUCUUUAAAGGAGAAAGUAUGCCAAGGAGAUAUUUUUGAAAUGAAAAGUUUGGGGCAUUUUUAGGAAAGUAAAGACCUGAUAUAUAUAUACAUAUUUUUUUCUCUUUGAAUUUCCCACAAGAAAGAGAGGAAAUUAAUAAUAGAUCUGCAAAGAAAUUUCACUGAAGAAAAGUUGACCGUGGAGGAACGAAGCAUUGAUUGGGAAAGAAAUCAGCAGAGGACUUUUGGAUUGGUGCCCAUGUUGACUAAAAUUGAAGGAUAAUUGCAGUUGGAUCUGUUUUUCUUCACCAACCUCCUUUUCGUUUUCUUUUUCUUUUCCUUUUUGGUGUCAAGACCGUGCAUUCUUUCUUGUUCUUAACCACCUGGAUUUCCCUCGGGAUGUAGCUGUGCUGAGUCUGAAAUACAGUUGGCAAACACGUUGCCUAUUUACUGUGUAGAGACCCCAAUGGAGAACAAGACUGUUUGAACUCCAGAAGGCCCAACACCAGAUAAAUUAUGAAUGUUGAACAAGAUGACCUUACAUCCACAGCAGAUAAUGAUAGGUCCUAGGUUUAACAGGGCCCUAUUUGACCCCCUGCUUGUGGUGCUGUUGGCUCUUCAACUUCUUGUGGUGGCUGGUCUGGUCCGAGCUCAAACCUGCCCUUCCGUGUGCUCCUGCAGCAACCAGUUCAGCAAGGUGAUUUGUGUUCGCAAGAACCUUCGUGAGGUUCCUGAUGGCAUCUCCACCAACACAAGGCUGCUGAACCUCCAUGAGAACCAAAUCCAGAUCAUCAAAGUGAACAGCUUCAAGCACUUAAGGCACCUGGAAAUCCUCCAGUUGAGCAGGAAUCAUAUUCGAACCAUUGAAAUUGGGGCCUUCAAUGGUUUGGCGAACCUCAACACUCUGGAACUCUUUGACAAUCGUCUCACUACCAUCCCGAAUGGAGCUUUUGUGUAUCUGUCUAAACUGAAGGAGCUCUGGUUGCGCAACAACCCCAUUGAAAGCAUCCCUUCCUAUGCUUUUAACAGAAUCCCUUCUUUGCGCCGCCUAGACUUGGGGGAAUUAAAAAGGCUUUCUUACAUCUCAGAAGGUGCCUUUGAAGGUCUGUCCAACUUGAGGUAUUUGAACCUUGCCAUGUGCAACCUCCGUGAAAUCCCUAACCUUACACCGCUCAUCAAACUAGACGAACUAGAUCUUUCUGGGAACCAUUUGUCUGCAAUCAGACCUGGCUCUUUUCAGGGGUUGAUGCACCUUCAAAAACUGUGGAUGAUACAGUCUCAGAUUCAAGUGAUUGAACGCAAUGCCUUUGAUAACCUCCAGUCAUUAGUGGAGAUCAACCUGGCACACAACAAUCUAACAUUAUUGCCUCAUGACCUCUUCACGCCCUUGCAUCAUCUAGAGAGGAUACACCUUCAUCACAACCCAUGGAAUUGUAACUGUGAUAUCCUGUGGCUUAGCUGGUGGAUACGAGACAUGGCUCCCUCGAACACAGCUUGUUGUGCCAGGUGUAACACUCCCCCAAAUCUGAAAGGGAGAUAUAUCGGAGAGCUGGACCAGAAUUAUUUCACAUGCUAUGCUCCGGUGAUUGUGGAACCCCCCGCAGACCUCAAUGUCACUGAAGGCAUGGCAGCUGAGCUAAAAUGUCGAGCGUCUACAUCCCUGACUUCCGUGUCUUGGAUUACUCCAAAUGGAACAGUCAUGACCCACGGGGCAUACAAAGUGCGGAUAGCUGUGCUUAGUGAUGGCACGUUAAAUUUCACAAAUGUAACUGUGCAAGACACAGGCAUGUACACAUGUAUGGUGAGUAAUUCUGUUGGCAACACUACUGCUUCUGCCACCUUGAAUGUUACUGCGGCAACCACUACUCCUUUCUCUUACUUUUCAACUGUAACAGUAGAGACUAUGGAACCUUCUCAGGAUGAGGCACGAACCACAGAUAACAAUGUGGGUCCAACUCCAGUGAUCGAUUGGGAGACUACUAACGCAACCACAUCUCUUACGCCACAGAGCACAAGGUCAACAGAGAAAACAUUCACCAUCCCAGUGACUGACAUCAACAGUGGAAUCCCAGGAAUUGAUGAGGUCAUGAAAACAACCAAAAUCAUUAUUGGUUGUUUUGUGGCCAUCACACUCAUGGCUGCUGUGAUGCUGGUCAUUUUUUACAAGAUGAGGAAACAGCACCAUCGGCAAAACCACCAUGCUCCAACAAGGACUGUUGAAAUCAUUAACGUGGAUGAUGAGCUCACUGGGGAUACACCUAUGGAAAGUCACCUGCCCAUGCCUGCAAUUGAGCAUGAGCAUCUAAACCACUAUAACUCUUACAAAUCUCCCUUCAACCACACAACAACAGUAAACACAAUAAAUUCAAUACACAGUUCAGUGCAUGAACCGUUAUUGAUCCGAAUGAACUCUAAAGACAAUGUACAAGAGACUCAAAUAUAAAACAUUUACAGUUACAGAAAACAAACAAUCAAAAAAGACAAUUUAUUAAAAAAAAUGACACAAAUGACUGGGCUAAAUCAACUGUUUCAAAAAAGUGUCUUUACAAAAAAACAAAAAAGAAAAGAAAUUUAUUUAUUAAAAAUUCUAUUGUGAUCUAAAGCAGACAAAAUUAUGUGUAUUCCUCAGAACCUGUUUUUGCUGCACUUACUAUUUUCCCACACCUCCUCCCUCCCUUCCCUGAUUGCCAUAUUUUUCAUAGAUCUCAAUUCUCUAAAGAACUGGUCUAGGAAAUUUUGUAAGAAUUCUGUUACACUUUGAGAUUUUUAUGGUGAAUUCUAGUGGUGAGAUCCAGUCUAUUUUGUCUCUUUUUCGCUCUAUUUUUUUUUUCAUUUUUUCCUUUUUCCUUCAUGCCCUUCUGAAGUAGUCCAAUGGGGAAUGCAAUAUUAGAAAUAGAUUUUUAAGAGAGAAUGAGGAAAAUGCAAGAUCUUAUAUUUUUCAUGCAUUGAUCUAUUCUGUAUUUAUGAGGAGGACAUUCUGUGGAGAAAGAAAAAAAGUAAGCAAACAACAGAUUAAUUUACAUAUGAACAUCUAUAAAACCCAUGACUUAAAAAAAAAAAAACUCUAGAACCAGAAUUUGUAGUUCAAAACUUAAAAUAAGAUUAUAAAUAAAAUAUUGUUGGUUUUUCU